Rangifer tarandus platyrhynchus (Svalbard reindeer) is the source of this 3003-nucleotide messenger RNA. The record is from the annotation of a GenBank genome assembly. Lineage: Eukaryota; Metazoa; Chordata; Mammalia; Artiodactyla; Cervidae.
AUGCCACCCCCAGCAGAGGUGACAGACCCGUCCCAUGCCCCCGCCGUUCUGCGCCAGCUCAAUGAACAGCGGCUUCGUGGCCUCUUCUGUGACGUCACCCUCAUAGCUGGAGACACCAAGUUCCCCGCUCACCGCAGUGUCCUGGCUGCUUCUAGUCCCUUCUUCAGAGAGGCCCUGCUGGCCUCAGCGCCACUGCCCCUCCCACCCAUCCCUGGGGGCUCAGCCCCCAACCCCACCACCACCACAGCGGCCUCCUCCUCCUCCUCUUCCUCCUCUUCCUCCUCCUCUCCCUCUCCAGCCUCACCUUCAGCUUCAUCCCCACCUCGGGUCCUGGAGCUGCCAGGGGUCCCAGCAGCUGCCUUUUCUGAUGUCCUCAAUUUCAUCUACAGUGCCCGGCUGGCACUGCCUGGUGGUGGAGGGGACGGGGCAGCUGUGGCGGAGAUCGGCGCUCUGGGACGGCGUCUGGGCAUCUCCCGCCUGCAGGGCCUGGGGGAGGGGGGUGAUGCCUGGGUGCCUCCUGCUCCAGUUCCCAUGGCCACCUCACAGCCUGAGGAGGACAGCUUUGGGCCUGGGCCUAGGCCAGCCGGGGAGUGGGAGGGGGACAGGGCUGAGGCCCAGGGCCCUGACUCACAGCCUGCCUUGUCCCGGCGGCCCCUCCCCUGCCCCCGAUGUGGGAAAAGCUUCAUCCAUCCCAAGCGGCUGCAGACCCAUGAGGCCCAGUGCCGGAGGGAGGCCAGCGCUCGGGGGUCUGCAGGGCUGGGAGCAAGGGGUUCUGUCCCCAGUGGCCCUGCAGGAGUGGACGCCUCGGCCCUGCCCCCAGCGGUAGGCUUUCGAGGUGGUCCUGAGCACGUGGUGAAGGUGGUGGGCGGCCACGUGCUCUAUGUGUGCGCGGCCUGUGAGCGUUCCUACGUGACCCUGUCCAGCCUAAAGCGACACAGCAACGUACACUCAUGGCGGAGAAAGUACCCCUGCCGCUACUGCGAGAAGGUGUUCGCGCUGGCUGAGUACCGAACCAAACACGAGGUGUGGCACACUGGGGAGCGCAGGUACCAGUGCAUCUUCUGCUGGGAGACCUUUGUCACUUACUACAACCUGAAGACCCACCAGCGAGCCUUCCACGGCAUUAGCCCGAGUCUCCUGGCCAGUGAGAAGACGCCCAAUGGAGGCUAUAAGCCCAAGCUCAAUACCCUCAAGCUAUACCGCCUGCUCCCCAUGCGGGCGGCCAAGCGGCCCUACAAGACCUACAGCCAGGGAGCCCCCGAGGCUCCCCUCUCUCCAAGCCUCAACACACCGGCCCCUGUGGCAAUGCCAGCCAGCUCACCACCCGGACCCCCACCUGCCCCAGAGCCUGGGCCCCCACCAUCUGUCAUCACUUUUGCCCACCCAGCUCCCUCAGUCAUUGUACAUGGGGGCAGCAGCAGUGGUGGAGCAGGGAGUGGGCCGGCCAGCACAGGGGGGGCCCAAGCUGCCUCAGUCAUCACUUACACUGCUCCCCCAAGGCCCCCCAAAAAACGUGAGUACCCACCUCCUCCCCCUGAACCUGCAGCCGCACCAACCAGCCCAGCCACAACAAGCAGCCCAGCCACAGCCGCAGGGCCCGCCACAGCCACGGAGGAGGCCAAGGGCCGGAACCCACGGGCCACGAGGACUCUGACCUACACGGCCAAGCCAGCUGGUGGGAUUGGCGGGGGCGCGGGUCCUCCUGCAGGGCCUGGCCGGGGCCCCUCUCAGCUCCAGGCUCCACCGCCACUGUGUCAGAUCACUGUGAGAAUCGGUGAGGAGGCAAUUGUCAAGCGCCGCAUCUCAGAAACAGACCUGCGUCCCGGGGAGCUAAGCGGCGAGGAGAUGGAGGAGAGUGAGGAGGAGGAGGAGGAUGAGGAGGAGGACGAGGAAGAGGAGGAGGAGGGGCAGGGGGAGUCCAAGGCUGGCGGAGAGGACCAGCUCUGGAGGCCCUACUACUCUUACAAGCCCAAGCGCAAGGCCGGGGCCGCGGCCCCAGCUAGCAGCGGGGGCAGCGGGAUGCCCAGAAGCCGCCGGCCGCCUCGCUGGAGACAGAAGAUGGAACGGAGGAGCUGGGAGGAGACCCCAGCAGCCGAGGGCCCCACGGGGCGUGCCCGUGGCGAGAGGAGACACCGCUGCGAGGACUGUGCCCAGACAUUCGCCAGCCUGAGGAAGCUGCGCAAGCACCAGGAAGCCCACAGCGGGGGCCCCCACAGCUCCCGGUCUGGACGGAAGCCCUCCACCCGCCUCACCUGCCCUCACUGCGCCAAGGUGUGCAAGACAGCCGCUGCCCUGAGCCGCCACGGGCAGAGGCACACCGCUGAGCGACCCGGGGGCACCCCCACGCCUGUCAUCGCCUACUCCAAGGGCAGCGCUGGUGCCAGAGCCGGGGAGGUCAAGGAGGAGGCCCCCCAAGAGAUGCAGGUCUCCUCAUCCAGCGGGGAGGCAGGUGGUGGAGGCGGGAGUGCCCCUGCCGAAGAAGCUUCUGAGCCCGCCUCGCUCCAGGACCCCGUCAUCUCAGGAGGGGAGGAGCCUUCCGUGGGGGCAGGAGGGGCCACCUAUGCAUACCCACCUGUGCAGGAAUUUCCACUGGCUCUGAUUGGGAGCGGCCGGGAAUCAGGCAGUGGCAGGGGAAAAGGUGGGAGUGAGGGGCCAGGCGGGGCUGGCGGGGGAGACCGGAUGGAGGCGAUGGGGGCUGCCAAAGUCACCUUCUACCCUGAGCCCUACCCACUCGUCUAUGGCCCCCAGCUCCUUGCCGCCUACCCUUACAACUUCAGCAACUUGGCCGCUCUCCCGGUCGCUCUUAACAUGGUCCUACCUGAUGAGAAGGGUGGGGGGGCCCUUCCCUUCCUACCAGGGGUCUUUGGCUACGCAGUCAAUCCUCAAGCAGCAGCCCCUACCCCCCCAACCCCACCACCCCCAACUCUUCCUCCACCGGUUGCUCCCAAGGGAGAAGGGGAGAGGGCAGGGGUUGAAAGAACCCAGAAGGGAGAUGUGGGGUGA